Molecule: messenger RNA, 3239 nt
Organism: Monomorium pharaonis (pharaoh ant)
Lineage: Eukaryota; Metazoa; Arthropoda; Insecta; Hymenoptera; Formicidae
Exons: 11
Coding region: 118-3207 (1029 amino acids)
Molecular function (GO): monooxygenase activity; heme binding; oxidoreductase activity, acting on paired donors, with incorporation or reduction of molecular oxygen
Source: RefSeq, a predicted model, not a curated record
GCAAAAAAUAGGGGAAAUUAUGAUGCUCGAAAGUGUAUAUACCCCGCAUUCUGACAGAGAAAUGUUCAUUUAGUUCUUACAACUGGCAGACGACGUUUGAUUUACGCAAAGUGGACAAUGGCACUCAUAACGGCUUACUGGGGCCUGGAUGGCAUAAUAGUUCUAAUGACUCUCGUUGUAACUGUCUAUCUUUACAUGACACGUAAAUACAACUACUGGAAGAAACGAGGCGUUUUUGAAGUGCCACCGACACCAAUUUUUGGCAAUUUCUCGGAUAUCAUGUUUAUGAAGAAAAAUCCUGGAUAUCUUAUGAAAGAUUUGUAUGAUCAAGGGAAAGGAAUGCCCUACAUUGGACUUUACUUAUUAGAUAAGCCGUGCUUGAUGGUUCGCGAUCGGGAGCUCGUUAAAAGCGUUCUAAUAAAGGACUUCAACUACUUCGCUGAUCGACAUACCUCGCCUGAUAUUAAUGAUCGUCUAGGUUAUGCCAAUCUCUUCUUUAUUAAAAAUCCAGCUUGGAAGACUUUAAGAACAAAGUUGACACCAACCUUCACGUCUGGCAAGCUUAAAAAGAUGUUUGAACUAAUGUUAGAAUGUGGUAAAAAUCUCGAUACGCAUCUUGACUCGCUGAAAUUGGAAGGAAAAGGAAUGGACAUGGAAAUGAAAGAUUUAACCGCCAAAUUUGCUACGGACAUAGUUGGUAUUACUGCCUACGGACUUAAUGUGAACUCAUUGAAUAAUCCAGAUGCCGAAUUCCGAAAAUAUGGUAGAAUGAUUUUUGAGUUUGACAUUUUCCGCGGUUUCGAACUUCUCUCGAUCUUAUUUUUUCCAACUCUGGUUCGUUGGACCGGUAUGAAAGCAUUUGGCAAGGAUGCCACAAAGUUCUUGCGUAAAGUUCUUUGGGAGACUCUCUCUGAACGUAUGAAUUCUGGUGAAAAGAGAAAUGAUCUCAUUGAUACGCUUAUUGAACUGAAAGAAACUUAUAAAGAUCAGGACAUUGGAGGUGGAUUUAAAUUUGAAGGAGACGAUCUAGUAGCGCAAGCGGCUGUUUUUUUCACAGCUGGUUAUGAGACCUCUUCAACAGUAAUGGCUUUCUCUUUGUAUGAACUCGCGAUACGUUCCGAAAUACAAGAUAGACUCAGAAAAGAAAUUCUUGAUGCGCUCCAUGAAACCGACGGCAAAAUCACAUAUGACAUGGUUUGUUCACUGCAAUAUCUCGACAUGGUAGUGUCCGAAACUUUGAGAAUGUAUCCGCCGUUGGCAUUUCUAGAUCGCUUAACAGUGGAAACUUACAAGGUGCCAAAUUCCGAUUUAGUUCUCGAAAAAGGUACGCCAGUUUAUAUUUCGAUGCUUGGCAUACACUAUGACCCGGAAUACUUUCCUGAUCCGGAAAAAUAUGAUCCGGAGCGAUUUAGCGAAGAGAAUAAACGUAAUAUUCCGUCAUGUGCCUAUAUUCCAUUUGGAGAGGGUCCACGUAUAUGUAUAGGCGCUCGUAUGGGACUGUUACAAACAAAACUUGGAAUCAUUACAAUCUUGAGCAAAUACGAAGUGACACCAUGUGAGAAAACUCUAAUACCAAUGGUUCUUGAUCCAAAAGCUCCGCUGACGUCGCCAUUGGGUGGAGGCUUACAUCUCAAUAUCCAAAAACUUCAUAGCAAUUGCAAAAUGGCACUCCUAACGGCUUACUGGGGCCUGGACGGCAUGAUAAUUCUUAUGACUCUCGUCAUAACAGCCUACCUUUAUAUGACGCGCAAUUUCAAAUACUGGAAGAAACGAGGUAUUUUGGAAAUAACACCAACACCUUUCUUUGGCAAUUUCAAGGAGUGUCUAUUUCUGCAGAAAGCACCGGCAUAUUUCUUAAAGGAACUCUAUGAUGAAACGAAGGACCUACCAUACGUAGGCUUCUACAUAUUGGACAAACCAUUCUUGUUGGUUCGCAAUCGCGAACUCGUAAAAAACAUUUUAGUGACAGAUUUCAAUAAUUUCUCCGAUCGAUAUAAUACGGCAGAUCCGGCAGACCGCAUAGGUUACGCAAAUCUCUUUUUUAUAAGAAAUCCAACCUGGAAGAUGAUAAGAACAAAACUAACACCGUUCUUCACGUCUGGUAAAAUGAAGAAAAUGUUUGAGUUGAUGUUAGUAUGCGCAAAAAAUUUAGAUGAACAUCUCGAUUCACUGCAGUUAGAAGGUGAUGGAAAGACGAUGGAGGUGAGAGAUUUAACCGCCAGAUUUGCUACGGAUAUAAUCGGCAGCACUGCUUAUGGACUCAACGUGAAUUCGUUCAAAGAUCCAAAUGCAGAGUUUCGCAAAUACGGGAAAAUGAUAUUUAACUAUAAUACAAUUCGUGGCUUGGAGAUGCUCGCGAUAUUUUUUCUUCCAACUUUAGUCCGUUUAACACGAGUAAAGAUGCUUGGCAGACAGCCGACGAAGUUCCUGCGUAAAGUUUUUUGGGAGACGCUCACUGAACGUAUGAAAUCUGGUAUAAAGAGGAAUGAUCUCAUCGAUAUCCUUAUCGAAAUCAGAAACAAUAACAAUGAUAAAGAUAUGAAAGAUUUCACGUUCGAUGGCGAUGAUCUUUUAGCGCAAGCAGCUAGUUUUUUCGUAGCUGGUUUUGAAACUUCUUCAACGACCACGGCUUUCACGUUAUAUGAACUUGCGGUGCAGCCCGAAAUUCAAAAUACUCUGCGAAAAGAAAUUCACGAGGCACUCAACAAAACCAAUGGAAAAAUUACAUACGACGUGACAUGGUCGUUACCGUAUCUCGAUAUGGUGGUCUCUGAAACUUUGAGAAUGUAUCCAUCAUUGGGAUAUCUAAAUCGCAUGGCUAAACAUACUUAUGAAGUGCCAGAGUUUAAUCUCGUAAUUGAGAAGGGUACACCAGUUUACAUAUCAAUGCUUGGUCUACACUAUGAUCCGCAAUAUUUUCCCAAUCCCAAUAAAUUCGAUCCGGAGCGAUUUAAUGAGGAGAAUAAAAGUAAGAGACCGACUUGUGUCUAUUUCCCAUUUGGAGAAGGUCCACAUGCGUGCAUUGGGAACCGUUUCGGGCUUUUGCAAGUUAAGCUAACGCUGCUUCAAAUCUUAAACAAAUAUGAGGUAACACCAUGCGAAAAAACCACGAUACCAGUGGUAAUUGAUCCAAAAGGAGCCAUGACAGCACCACUAGAUGGUGUAAUUUAUCUUAAUUUCCGAAAAAUUAAUACUAAUGCUAUUUAACAUUUAUUAAGACAGAAUAUUUAUUUUUUAAG